Molecule: messenger RNA, 744 nt
Organism: Aspergillus nomiae NRRL 13137
Lineage: Eukaryota; Fungi; Ascomycota; Eurotiomycetes; Eurotiales; Aspergillaceae
Product: putative pathogenesis associated protein Pep2
Exons: 1
Coding region: 1-744 (247 amino acids)
Source: RefSeq, a predicted model, not a curated record
AUGCCCGACCUCCACUCUCUUCCCGCUGGCACACGGCCAGAACAUGCCAUCCGCAACAACGGGCCACCCCAACUGGCCCUGGAGCGCUACAUGCUCCGCGAGCUAGCAGAGGGAUGGCCAUGCUAUCGCGACGCGUGCGAAUGGGAAAACCUACGCUCCAUUUUCCACCCGGAGGCACACAUCUACACGACGUGGACCGGGUUAACCCACCAUCUCAAAUUCAUCGAAGCCUCGCAAGCGGGAAUGGACAAGGGAGCCUUCAUCAUGCACCGAAUCCAUGGAAGCACAACAGAUAUCGACCCGAAUGCCACCCGUGCCGUAACAAAGAUGAAGGCAACCAUCACGCAGCGGUUUAGCGGCGUCAGCUGUGUAUCCGGCGGGACAUGUGAGGCUGAUGCGGAAAGUGACUCUCGGUUUAUCUUUUUCUGGGAAAAGAUGACGGAUCCGGCCUAUCCUGACCUGCAGGGACAGUGGCGGGCUCGGUUUGUCCGGCACUGGUAUGAGAAGGAUAAGUUGAUUCCUGUUAAUCCGGGGCGUGUCCCGGUUCUGGAUGAGGAGAGAUUGCAGAAGUAUCCUCCUGGAUAUAGGUAUUUGGCUUAUAUGCAGGAGGAAACUAUGGGUGUGAAGGUGCUCUUGGAUUUACCUGGUCACCGCAGGGAAGGGUCGACUAUCAAUGGGCAAAAGCAUGAUUUGCUCUAUUUCCAGGCCCGGGAUUGGAUGGAGGGAAAGGAUGUUGACUGGUAA